This is a messenger RNA of Rana temporaria (common frog), 2291 nucleotides long. RefSeq names its product TATA-box binding protein associated factor 6 like (gene TAF6L). Bases 121 to 1893 code for a protein of 590 amino acids. The transcript is spliced from 11 exons. Gene Ontology annotation, molecular function: transcription coactivator activity; RNA polymerase II general transcription initiation factor activity; protein heterodimerization activity. Gene Ontology annotation, biological process: RNA polymerase II preinitiation complex assembly; transcription initiation at RNA polymerase II promoter. NCBI's taxonomy places the organism in Eukaryota, Metazoa, Chordata, Amphibia, Anura, Ranidae. Gene Ontology annotation, cellular component: SLIK (SAGA-like) complex; SAGA complex; transcription factor TFIID complex. The record is from RefSeq and is a predicted model, not a curated record.
GCUUUACGGCAGAGGCUUCGGAGCGACGUACGUGAGCGCAGUGCUUGUUGGGAGAGGAGUACGUCGUGACGUCAGAGAGAGGCAAAUGGGAAUGGUCCGUAGUCUAGUACAGUGUGUACAAUGGGAGAGCGGACUGCUAUUACCCCGGGACAGGCUGUGUAUAGUCCCGGGAUGUCUCACACGGAGGAUCGGCGCUAUGUGGAGCUGUGUCAGGACUCGGUUCGUCUGACUGCAGAAAGUGUGGGUCUAGAGAUCACCGAUGAGGUUGCUGCAUUACUGGCAGAGGAUGUGUGUUACAGGCUGCGGGAAAUCACUCAGUUUAGUGCUCAGUCGCUCAGGCACUCUAGGCGUAGAAGACUGACUGUAGAGGACUUUAACCGGGCUCUUCGCUGGAGCAAUGUUGAGCCUGUGUAUGGCCAUGGAUCACCUGAUCCAGUUUCAUUUCGAAGUGUCAGAGAUGGUGAUUGUCAUUGUGCAGAGGACCGAGAUAUCAAUCUAGUGGAACUGGCCUUGGCCACAAACAUUCCCAAAGGGACGGCUGAGACUGCGGUGAGGGUCCAUGUCUCUUACCUGGAUGGUAAAGGAAACCUGGAGCCUCAGGGUACAGUUCCAGCUGCAGUCUCUUUACUGACAGAUGACCUACUAAAAUAUUACCAGCGUGUGACAAGAGCAGUGCUGGGGGAUGAUUUACAUCUCAUGAAGGUGGCUCUUCAGGAUUUACAGACUAACCCAAAGAUUGCAGCCCUGUUGCCCUAUUUUGUAUAUGUUGUGAGUGGGGUUAAGUCUGUCAGUCAUGAUCUUGAGCAGCUGAGUCGCCUGUUGCAGUUGGUGAGAGCUCUCCUAUGGAACCCUUAUCUUUAUUUGGGUAGCUAUGGAUACAGUCUCAUGCAGAGUGUUUUGUAUUGUGUGACUGAGCCCCUAGCGGCCUCCAUAAACCCACUUAAUGACCACUGGACUUUGCGGGACUAUGGUGCAGGAUUGCUGAGUUGUAUUUGGACACACCGAGAUUUAGCGGGCUCGCUGUAUACUCAGGUUUUGCAGUCGUUGCAGAAAGUCCUGGGAGAUCCUGUACGCCCUCUCUGUUCCCAUUAUGGGGCUGUUGUCGGUCUUCAUGCCCUGGGCUGGAAGGCAGUAGAGCAAGUAUUGUAUCCGCUGCUUCCAACCUAUUGGUCUGGGCUUCAGACUGUAUUAGAUGAUCACUCCAUGUCCAAUGCACAAGUCAAGGCUGAUGGCCACAAGGUGUAUGGAGCUAUCUUGGUGGCUGUGGAACGUCUUCUUAAAAUGAAAGCUCGCUGUAGUGAAUCGGAUAAAGCCACUCCACCACAGUCCUAUCCAUCCUUACCAUCUGCACCCAGUGUGUCCUUGUUGGAGAUGUACAAUGAGUUGUAUUGCUUCUUUGGAGAUAGCUUGGCUGUGCGUUUUGGCACUGGAGGAACAACCUUGCAACCAGAGAUUAUUCCUAAAGGUACACAGGAGCCAAAAAAAGAAGUGUCUGUAGAAGGGACACGGAAAAUGCCACAGCUAACGGCUCACGGUGAGGAAGAAGUCACAAGUACAAACAGGUCAACUCAGCGCCCUCCUCAGAUGUCUCUUGCAUCUGCAUCCCGCCCUCGUGGAGGUACAAGGCAAGGACAAAGGGUGCUGGGUGUGAGAGAAGCAUUCCAAAGAAGUAGACUUACUCCACGGGGCUCCCCCCGCUUUAACUUUCUCAUAGGAGGGAGACAGGCAGGGCGAGGGGGAGGAGGACGCAGGUUUCAGAGUGUCUUCCAACUCCAUACUGGACCUGCGGCCACAGCCAGCCGCUAUGCUCAAAAGCUGCCUAUGAUUGGACGAGUGGCAAAAACUGGACGUAGAGGGAUUCCAACAGAUUUGUCUCUUUAUUUGCCUCUGUGAUUCCGAUUGUGAGACUGGAAGGCUUGUCUAAAAGCGCGUUAUGAGGAAUGUACUGUAUCUCUGCCUUUUUUUUUGGACAAAAUGGCAUAGUUUGUAAUGCGGUAUUGCAUUGAACUUGGACAUUGCUGCAUUCAUCACUGCAAAUAUUUAAGUCAAGAGUGCUGAAUACUUCCAAGGUGUGAACUCUUGUAAAAGCAUUUUUUUUUUUUUUUUUUUUUUUUAGCUACGUAUGUUUUAAUGGGCAUUUAAAUAUAAUGCCAUAAAUGGUUUUGUUUGCUAUGAAUAAGAAGGUAUCUGUAAAUGUUCCAAUUUAACAUCUAGGCUGUUCUACAGCGUAGUCCAGUCUUUCCCUCUCUGUUUGCACCACCACUAUAAACCACCAUGAUCGUACACACGAU